ACUCCUGCGCACUUUAGCAUCUCUGACACAACCCCCAGCUCUCUCCCUCUCUCUCUCUCUGCGCUAAAGUUCCAUUUUCUUCACCAGUCUCUCUCAUAGCCAACGCUGGAACCCUGAAACUAGGGUUUUCGACGUCAAUUUCGCCAAAAUCAGCCCUAUUGUGCUUUGUCAGAACAAAUAUGUCACGCUAGUCUACCUUUAUCUUCUAACAAUUAGGGUUUUUGCCUUCUUCUACCUCUUCUUCCACAGGCACACGCAAAUGGACGACAUUCAAGUCGACGCUAGGUAUCCACCAAAACAUCACUCGAUAAACCACCACAACUCAAAACCCUCAAUUCGAAACCACCCCUCUUAUCCAAUUAACCCUGAUUUUGGCAAAAAUUACGACAAUAACAUGGACUACGAUGAGGACGAUGAGUUGAAUGAAGAAUCCGAUGGGGAAACCCCCGCAUCUGAAGAAGUAGACUAUCAAAAUGGGUAUUAUGAGUCCGAGGAGCGAAAAAAGAAGCGAAGAAUAGAGAGUUUAGUCUCCAAUUACGAGUUUGCCCCUCGUGCCGCUGCAAAUUUACCGAGAAAUCAAUUUUUUGUUCGGAAUUCGCGGGAGGAUUGGAGUGAACAUGAAACCUUAGUGUUGUUAGAGGUGUGGGGCGAUAGGUUUAUGCAAUUGGGGAGGAUGAGUUUAAGGUCUGAAGAUUGGGAGGAGGUGGCCAAGAAUGUAUCGCAGGGGACACAAAUUGGUAGGAGUGAGAUAGAGUGUAGGAAUAGAUUGGGUGUUUUGAAGAACAAGUAUAACAAAGAGAGGGCGAAAAUGGAGGAAAUGAGAAGCGGGUAUGUGAGCAAAUGGGUGUUCUUUAAGAAGAUGGACAUGUUAUUGAAUUCGAGGAAGGAGAAACAGCAAUGUGGGUUGGCUUGUGGGUUCGAUUCGGGCGAGUACGUGUUUAUGGAUUCGAGUGUGUAUUUGAAUAGGUCGAAUGUGUUUGAUGAAAUGAGGGAUAGUCCGGUGGAAUCCGAAGAUGAGGAGGAUGAGGAAGAGGAGGAGAAUGAGGUUAAGGGGGUUGGAGACUUGGAGGGUGAUGGAUCUGAGUCGUUCAGCAUAUUGGCGGAUUCAAUUCAGAAGUUUGGGGAGAUAUAUGAGAAGAUAGAGACUAAUAAGAGGAAGCAGAUAAUGGAGUUAGAGAAGAUGAGGGUGGAUUUUCAGAGGGAGUUGGAAUUGCAGAAGCAGCAGACUCUCGAGAGAGUACAGGCUGAGAUUGCGAAAAUAAGGCAAGGGGUUGAUGAUGAGACAGAUGUUUCUUCAGAGGAUAUCUGUGGGUAAUGUAGGUACUCUGUAAGCCUGUAUUUGAACUAUGUUUUCAACAUAUCACAUUAAUUGAUUUGGUGUUUUUCUUGUUCUUAUUUUGGUAUGCUUGUAUUGUGUACUAGAUUGUGUUUGCUCAGAAAGGUAAUGAAUCAUAGAAUUUUAC
Messenger RNA from Ilex paraguariensis (yerba mate), 1463 nucleotides. The record is from the annotation of a GenBank genome assembly. Lineage: Eukaryota; Viridiplantae; Streptophyta; Magnoliopsida; Aquifoliales; Aquifoliaceae.